AUGAAGCUCUACACUAUAAAUCCAUUUUACACGUCCCUUCUAUCGGUGAUAAUUUUUACGGCAUUAACCUAUUCAUUCUCGCUCUUUACUGAAAAUGGAAAAACAUAUUAUGUAAAUUUCAAAUAUGCAAUAGUUUAUGGAGGAAACAAAACCUUAAGAGUAGAUGGAAUUCCUUUUCCAGGAUUGAAAAGCUAUAGGCAAUUAACGGUUGAUGAACAAUUAAAAGUAAAGGAGAUGAAAAAAAAAAGAUUUGACGCUGAUAGGGAGAAAGAACAGGAGCAACGUGGAAAAGAGCUCCAAAUGCGUGAGGCUGAGAGGGAGAAGGAACAAAAAAGGGAAGAAGAACAAAGACGUGAACGAAAAAAAGAAAGAACAGAACGUGAAGCAGAUGCAGCCUAA
This is a messenger RNA of Myzus persicae (green peach aphid), 399 nucleotides long. Its product is annotated as myosin-M heavy chain-like. NCBI's taxonomy places the organism in Eukaryota, Metazoa, Arthropoda, Insecta, Hemiptera, Aphididae. The record is from RefSeq and is a predicted model, not a curated record.